Molecule: messenger RNA, 624 nt
Organism: Botrytis deweyae
Lineage: Eukaryota; Fungi; Ascomycota; Leotiomycetes; Helotiales; Sclerotiniaceae
Exons: 1
Coding region: 1-624 (207 amino acids)
Source: RefSeq, a predicted model, not a curated record
AUGCCUGCGCUACUCAAUCUUCACCAAACACAAUUGGGCCCUAUUACCGAGCCCGUUCUCGAUAUCGUCAACGCAGUCAGAGAUGCAAACGGACAAAUACCGAGAGCCUUUCCAACCGCGAUAUUCAUGUAUGGAUUCGCAAGUGGGUUUUUCGGUUUUAUUUUUCUCGUUGCAUUGUUUCAUGGAUUUCAACGUAGGAAAAACGUGAAGUUCGUGAAAUUUGGUCCCAGCUUCCCUGAUCUGCGAGAAGGGGACAAAUUCUUCCUCGAGCAGGAAAAUGGUAUCAACUACGAGGGUGUUGUGCGUUUUGAUGAGUCAAGUGGCUGUGAUUUCACAAUUGAUGAGGUGAUGGAACAAAAGUCAGUCAUCAUUUCAUCCUCUAAGUUAGAGCAGGCGGAGAUAGAGGACGUUCAGAGAAAAGCAAAGAGGGAAUUGAGAAAGGCGGAAGACGAUUACGAAUACAAUGCUUUUAUGAAUAGCAUUUCUGUUCAUGGCUUUGCUUCUUUUGUGGGUGCUAUGGAUGCUGAUAUUGAUAAUGUUGACAUUGAGGAUGAUGAAGAUGAGGAUGAUGAGGAUGACGAAGAGAAGGAGGAGGACAGGGAGGAUGAGGAUACCACAAGAUAG